Molecule: messenger RNA, 1426 nt
Organism: Ictalurus punctatus (channel catfish)
Lineage: Eukaryota; Metazoa; Chordata; Actinopteri; Siluriformes; Ictaluridae
Gene: tmem82
Product: transmembrane protein 82
Source: RefSeq, marked provisional
UAUCUGACUGACUGCUAGCACACCAGCUACAGAUAAUGGUUUUAAACAGGAAAGAAUUUCAACAACACAACAAUAUAUCUAUAAGACAGGGUAAAGUGAAAUGUUGUCCUUCAUUUCCUGGUUUGUACCAAGUUUACCCACUUGGCUAAUACCUGAUGCAAAUCCUCUAGACUGUAUUUUACAAGGGCUUGUAGGAGCAUGUGGGAUCUCAGUGCUUUCCAUCCUUUUAAGGGUUCAUUUAUUCGUUGAAGCACAGAGUACAGCAGACAGCAAAGAUGACAUAACGAACAAGCGCACUCAUAUUGGUGGUCUAACAGACAGAAUCCAGUUCUGGAUCCUGACAGUGACUCUAGCCUUUGUGGGUUCAAGAGUUGCAGCAUUAGUGGUUCUUGAGUUCUCUCUUCGAGCAAUUUCAUCACGCUUCACAGCCUCAUCAGACCCACUGAGUGAUACUUUGUUACAGCUGCUAGUGCAGUGCCAGUUCUCUUUGGGCUGUGCAUUAAACUGCAGUCUUUAUUUUCUCCAUGAGGGGGCAACACAAGCUUGGCUAAAUUUCCUCCUUGCUGCAGCACUGAGCUGGUUUUUGGCCAGCCAGUGUUCCAGAUUAUGGCACCACGUAAAGACAAUGUACCCAAUACACAGCACCCAGCGGUACUGUGGGGUCUGUAUUGGCCUCCUGACGUCUGGCACAUCUAUAUUGCCUUUUCUUUGCAGUGCCUUGAUUCUAACAUUUUGUGUGGCUGGAUUUGCUGCCAUAUCGAGCAUCAACCAGCACUUUCUGUCAACUACUGAGGCCUUGAGGUUCUGGACACCACUCACAAUCUGCUACACCUUACUUGUUGUCUAUAUGCAUGAGGAGCAGCAUCGGCAGCCUAUCGGACAGGCUCUUCUGAAUACAGUGAUGGUGCGCCUUGGAGGCCUAUUAUUAUUGAUGCUUACUGUGGGAAGGUGGGAAGAUGUACUCCACAUCCUACUGUGCUUCAUUGGGGAAGCUGCCUGUCUGCUACCAGCUCAGGAACUACUGAAUAGCACCUCUAAGGAUGCUGCAGAUGUUCCCAGACGAUUUGUGACGAAAAAUGGAGACCAGAGAAGACCAAAGAAAUCAGACAAAUAUGACUGAGGCAUAAAAUGUUAAAUGGGAAGACAAAAAAGAGACUGCCAGAAGCGAUUAGAACAGGAGAGAAUGAUUUUCAGGAAAACAAGAUUUUCCAGUGUAGACUCUAAUGUGAUAUACUAAUGUAAUAGCAGCAGGUCAACAGAUCAUUUAUGGUUUGUAAAAUGGCCGACAUGGUCCUGUGUGUAUAUGACAGAUGAACUGAUUUUUGGCACAUCAAUAUUUCAGAUUUGAAUAUAAAAAGGAUAAACAAUUUGAUAUUUAUUUCAGAAAUCAAAAAUAGAAUCAAUAAAAUAUGCAGGACUGAUGAAA